Messenger RNA from Stereum hirsutum FP-91666 SS1, 4268 nucleotides. RefSeq lists its product as uncharacterized. Lineage: Eukaryota; Fungi; Basidiomycota; Agaricomycetes; Russulales; Stereaceae. Bases 1 to 3909 code for a protein of 1302 amino acids. Gene Ontology annotation, molecular function: ATP binding; ATP-dependent chromatin remodeler activity. The record is from RefSeq and is a predicted model, not a curated record. The transcript is spliced from 9 exons.
AUGCUCACGUCCCACAAGAAUCCCAUAGACCUCACUGGAGACGACAAAAGUCUUGACUUCUCACAGCCGAGGCAGAUCAAGCGGCGUCGGCUCGAACCAUCUCAAGAUUCAAAUUCGUGGCCCACGAACUCGUCUGCUCGCUCUCCUCCUGUUUACCGUACCAUCGCGCCACAAACACUCGCACAAACACCCUUAGCCGACCAGGGAAGCUCAAACACGCCACACAAUGCAUUCAACUCAUUCACAAUCCCUCACACCUACCCUUCUCAACCAUACCGUCCUGCAUUCGCACCGGUUGCAGGUCCGUCGGGCGCCCCACAAGCUCUUACUGCUUUCACUGGGCCACCAGCUCCCCUUCCAAUUCAACCCCCAUCUCUCCCCAAACCUGGAAACCAGCAGCAGAUCAUCGACCUCACCGAUUCGCCAUCCCCUCCACCCCAGGCGCUUGCACAGCCCACUCUUCAACAGCCCUCUUCAUCUGCUCCUUUAGAGGACCUUCCCCCGAAAACGCCGGUUUGCAUCGGUCAGCUUCAUGUCACAGCUCUCGUUCUUUACCCCGUGGGUUAUCUGCAAAUACGCCAAUCGACCAAUCCGGGAUCCGAAGAGGAAUGGGCUCAGGUCCGACUGCACUACGACAGGAAUCAUGAACGUGCGGGGAGCGAAGAUACGAUCAACAUUCGGACGCCGAGCUUCAAGGGCGCUAAUGGAACCACCUUGCCUGGUGAGCAGUUUGGCGUUGUUGAACAGAAGGUUGCAUCCGCUCUCGGUCCCAUGCUGUCCAAGGGCUUGAUACGACUGGAUGCUAAAGUGAGAAAAGGGCUGCCGAAUCUACCCAUACUCCCGCUCCAAAUGCUCGUCUACACACCGAAGGGGAACAUACCUGUUGUCGGCGAUUAUCUCCAUCAUGUCGGGCUUUACCUAGACCAUCCAGCGCCAGGAGAGCCCCGCGUCGGUAAUUACCCAUACCAUAAUCCUCACAACCCACCUCCCGGCGGCUUCAAUCGUCCAGGUGCCUGCCGCCCGGGUUAUGGUGGCGCCGGCAUGAACAGGAGAUGGUCGACGCCUAACGUGAAUGCAAAAAGCGUGGAGGUACAGAGGAGUCAAGUUGAUGAGCUGUUUAAGAGCUUGAAAGAUGGUGGCGACGAACUGCCCGAGACAGACCCUCCUCCCGAGGUCGGCACGAAACUCUACCCACACCAGAAGAAAGCUUUGACCUUCCUACUCGAACGCGAACGAGAGAUCACAAAUGAGGAAGGUCAAUACUCGUCUCUCUGGCAGUCUCACACGAACACCAUGACCGGCCAGCCCUCGUGGUUCCAUCUUGUCACACAGAAGGAGAUAUUCCAUGAACCGCCCGUCUGCAGGGGUGCUAUCCUAGCAGACGACAUGGGUCUUGGUAAAACCAUCACUUGUGUCUCGCUGAUAGCAGCCACUCUUUCAUCUGCCCGCGCAUUUGCCGCUUCGCAGUUAAACCCCGUUCAACUUCCGUUUGGUUCUAAUUCCGCUGAUCCGUCCCUGACGGCCUCCCAUUUUGCCGGUAGUGUCUGGGGUAUGCCUGAGCCAUCGACUUCGAACGCACUUUCAGCGAAAGCCAAGGCCAAAGAGGUUAGGGCUCAGGAGCAGAUGGAAGUUCAGUACGCCAGGGCAUGUCGUAUUAAGACGAAGAGUCGCGCGACGCUCAUUAUCUGCCCUUUGUCUACUGUUGCAAAUUGGGAAGACCAAUUUCGGGAACACUGGAACGGAGAGGUCACGGUCUUGGGUGGUGGGGGCGCUUGUCCCGAUAAAUCUCAGCUAGCGUCACAGGCCGCCUCAUCGUCGUCCUCGUCGUGUAUGACGCCAUCGGAUUCGACUUCUUUGACGGCUUUCACGUUGCCGAAGAUGUUGAAUGAGAGCAGCGGUACUAGCAGUGCAACUGUGGUGAAGAAGAAGAAGAACGGCCAGUCCAUUCGUGUCUACGUAUAUCACGGAAACGCUCGCCGACCUGAUCCUGCUUUCCUGGCCAAUUGCGACGUGGUCAUCACAACCUUCGCCACACUGGCUUCCGAGUUCUCUAAGCAGGCGAAGAGUAUCACGGUUGUGGAGGAAGAGGAGGAGGAUAGCAGUGACGGAGAGGGGGGACAGGAUGGUAUCAUUAAGCUGAAGGCGAAGAAGCCUGCGAAACGGAAGAGGGUUGGCUCAGGACCGGAAGCGACCAGUGCUCUGCAGAGUGUGUAUUGGUUUAGAGUUGUGCUGGAUGAGGCUCACUCGAUCAAGGAGACGUCAACUGUCGGUUGCAGGGCUUGCUGUGAUCUCAUGGCGGACCGACGACUGUGUCUUACAGGAACCCCUGUCCAGAACAAACUGGACGAUAUGUUCGCGCUCAUCAAGUUCUUGCGUCUAGAACCUUUCGACGACAAGAACACUUGGACGGAAUUCAUCGGCUCACCGGUCAAGUAUGGUCAACCUCUAGGUAUCGCCCGUCUGCAAAGGAUUAUGAAGUGCAUCACCCUUCGACGUACGAAAGAAAGCAAGACGAAUGCUGGCGACCGUAUACUCUCCCUUCCCCCUCGCCAAGACCAGCUUCUCUACCUGAAGUUCGACGAGAAGGAGCAGGCUAUCUACGAUCAGUUCUUCUCCGAGUCCAAGGCCGAGUUCAACGAGCUUUCUGACAAGAACGAGGUCAUGAAGAACUACGUCGGCAUCCUUCAGAAAAUUCUACGACUCCGCCAGAUUUGCGAUCACUGGGAACUCGUCAAAGGCAAGGGUCUUCUCGCAGGCGAACAAUCUCAGGGAGACUCGUCAAAUUACGAAGAUGCGGUGGCUGCGAUCAACGCGGAGGGCAUUACACCCGCGCGGGCUGCCGUCGUCUUCGCUAUCCUGCGCGAGGCGGCGACGACCCAGUGCGUAGAGUGUGGCGUCGAGCUUUGCCAGCCAUCUGCCGAUGCGCCGGAUUGCGUCGGUAGCCUUGAUGGGGAGGGAUCUCAGCCUGCCAAACGCGGACGAAAGCCGAAGAACGCCACGGUCUCCCGAAACGCCUCCCGAGCGAACAGCCCGUCUGGGACCGGCUCCUCGACGACGAUCCCGCUUGUCCUUACGCGCUGUCAGCAUCUCUUCUGCGGCUGCUGUUACAAACGCAGCGUCCACCCAGGCUGGCCGAAGUCCGCCAUGGAGGCCAUUCGUCCUUGUCCCGUUUGUCAGACGGGCUUGAUGCCCUCCGACGCCGUUGAGGUCAACCCGAAUUUCGUGCCAGGCGAGACGCCGGAGAAGAAGAAGCCCGGGAGGAAGGUGAAGAGGGUGAAAGGGUCGACGGCCGCAGAAGAUUUUCACCCUUCGACGAAAAUCAAUGCGCUCAUGGGCGAUCUGGUGCAAUUUUCGAAGACGAACCCGAAGUCGGUGAAUUACGAUCCUGAAAAUGUGGAUGUGCAGUGUGUGGAUGGACAAGGUAAUGCGCUUGAUGACGGGGUUGUGAAGAGUGUCGUGUUCUCUCAGUGGACCACUAUGCUUGACAAGAUCGAGGAGGCGUUGGAAACGGCGAACAUCCACUACGAACGACUCGACGGGACUAUGAAGCGUGAUGAAAGAACCCGUGCCAUGGAGGCUCUCAAGAAUGAUCCCUCGUGCGAGGUCCUUCUGGUCAGUCUCAAAGCAGGCGGUGUAGGUCUGAACCUCACAGCCGCCCAACGUGUUUAUCUCAUGGAUCCGUACUGGAAUCCUGCGGUAGAAAACCAGGCGGUAGAUCGUAUCCAUCGUCUGGGUCAGACGAAACCGGUCACGACUAUCAAGUAUGUCAUCGAGAACUCUAUAGAAGAUCGACUUCUGGCCGUUCAGAAGAAGAAGACCGAGUUGGCGAACAUGACCCUCGGCCAGAACUUCAGCAAGGCCGAUCUUAUGCAGCGUCGCAUGGAGGAGCUCAGUGCGCUCCUCGGAUAAGCGACGGCUCAAACUUGUUUUCCCGUAUUUCUUUGUUCCUCAUAUUUUGUUUACCCUUGUACCUGUUCCACACCUCAUCUUCUCCGCGUUGUCGCUACCCUUCCUGCUUUCUUGCUGUCACCCGUGUGGUCUUUUGUUAUUAUUCGUACAAUAUAUGCUCGCGGUCUCCCUCCGUGCGCCCCUCUCCGUUCACGCCCUUCUCCCCAUCAGCCCCAAUUCUCUAUCUUGUUACUUACGUUGCCUGUCGUACAUAGAUGCGUCAUGUUCGUUGUUGUACUUAAGAUUUCUCAGAGCCACGAGACGGAGACGUUUCGCCUUGGACUGUACCCGUAACCUAUGCCCCAUUUAUUCCAUCUUUU